GGCCCGUGUAGCCAAGCGAGCCAAUGGGAUGCUAAGCAGGAAUGGGGAGCCAAUGGGAGACUAAGCAGGAAUGGGUCGCUCCGUGGGCCAAUCAGCGUACCAGGGCCUGGGGUGCAGCGUCCACGGCCUUCAGUGAGAGCCGGGCGCGGAGGCUCCCGGGGCAGGUGCCGGCGUUGUCAAUAUACGCAGCCUCGAUCUGGGGAUCCCGCCGAUCUCGUGAGCUAGCGGCCAAUUGCCGACUCGGAGACGGCCUGGGGGUGGGGCCGGCACCCUCUCCGCCAAUCGAGCUCCGAGGGCCGGGACCAGCGCCGUGUGCCGUCGGGAAGACGGCGGGGACAGCGCUGGGCUGCAGCUGCGACGAUGGCGACCGCGAUGGCAGCGACGGCAGCGGAGCGGGCGGUGCUGGAGGAGGAGUUCCGCUGGCUACUGCACGCCGAGGUGCACGCCGUGCUGAGGCAGCUGCAGGACAUUCUCAAGGAGGCCUCUCUGCGCUUCACUCUGCCGGGUUCAGCCUCUGAGGGCCCUGCCAAGCAGGAGAACUUCAUCCUGGGGAGCUGUGGCACAGACCAGGUGAAAGGUGUGCUGACUCUGCAAGGAGAUGCCCUCAGCCAGGCGGACGUGAACCUGAAGAUGCCCCGGAACAACCAGCUGCUGCACUUGGCCUUCCGGGAAGACAAGCAGUGGAAGCUGCAACAGAUCCAGGACGCCAGAAACCAUGUCAGCCAAGCCAUUUACCUCCUAACCCACCGAGAUGAUAGCUACCAGUUCAAGACAGGUGCUGAAGUCCUCAAGCUCAUGGAUGCUGUGAUGCUGCAGCUGACCAGAGCCCGCAACCGGCUCACCACCCCAGCCACCCUCACCCUGCCCGAGAUCGCAGCCAGCGGCCUCACGCGGAUGUUUGCUCCUACCCUGCCCUCCGACUUGCUGGUCAACGUCUACAUCAACCUCAACAAGCUCUGCCUCACUGUGUACCAGCUGCACGUCCUGCAGCCCAACUCCACUAAGAACUUCCGCCCAGCUGGAGGUGCAGUGCUACACAGCCCAGGAGCCAUGUUUGAGUGGGGUUCACAGCGCCUGGAGGUGAGUCAUGUGCACAAGGUGGAAUGUGUGAUCCCCUGGCUCAAUGAUGCCCUGGUCUACUUCACCGUCUCCUUGCAGCUCUGCCAGCAGCUCAAGGACAAGAUCUCCGUGUUCUCUAGCUACUGGAGCUACAGACCCUUCUGAGCUGAGCACAGUGCCCCAGAAGCCUGUCCCCUGGGAGUGUCCCUUGCCCAUAGACUCCCUUUUCCCACCCUCACGCUCCUCAUAGCGUUAUUUAUCUCCCUCCUCACCCGCCCUGCCCCACACCUUUGCAUUGCUGCUGCUAGGAGGAAGGACACUCACUGGUUUUGUUUGGUUGAGGUUUUGUGUAAGGAAGGUGGGGCCGAGGGGUGGCCACACUCUCAGCCCUGCCCUCCCAGGCAUUGCGGGAACCUUUGGACUCAGGGCUUGGCCAAGCCUCUUCUUUCUCUCCAGCUGCCACCGGGUGGUAGAGGGCAGCCGCUCAGCUCCUGCUGAGGGAGGGUGUGGGUGGAGCCCUGAACUGUGGGAUGGGAGAGAAGGAAAAGGGACAUCUGCGGAGCUGGCCUGUGAGUGAGCUGUAGGGCUGGGAUGUUUGUUCUGAAGCCUCUAAGAAAUAAAGAUCAGACUUAACCUGGA
Molecule: messenger RNA, 1698 nt
Organism: Chinchilla lanigera (long-tailed chinchilla)
Lineage: Eukaryota; Metazoa; Chordata; Mammalia; Rodentia; Chinchillidae
Gene: Rogdi
Product: rogdi homolog
Exons: 11
Coding region: 361-1224 (287 amino acids)
Cellular component (GO): RAVE complex
Source: RefSeq, a predicted model, not a curated record